AUAUCGUGUAGCGGAAUGAAGUUGUCCAAUUCCAUCAGCCCUUUAUUGGUGGCCAUGCGACUCUUUGGAAUCAACCCAAUACCCUCCCCAAGAUGGUAUUGGCUCAAAAUUCAGCUCGUUCUCAUCUUCGCUAUCGAAUUUUCUCUUUCUUACAAAAUUUGGAUGUUCCACGCAACGAAGGAUUUCCAAAAUUUCUGGUUGAAACUAUUUGUCCGCAUUUUGAAACAAGUCGGUGACACAAUAUCGGGGACCAUAGACUUCAUGUUCACCUUUCUGGAUUCAAAAAGAUACAUGAUCCCUUUAAACGACUUUGAAAUCAUCGACGAAGCUUUGAAAAGUUUGGGUGCUCGCGCGAACAACAGAAACACCUAUAGGCUCCUAAUUUUGCAAUUGGUAUACUUCGGUGUGAUGCCAGUUCUGUUGAAUGCUUUUUUCUAUUACAAUUACUGGAUGGCGAACGGUGGAAAUGGAGAUCACUCAAUAGCGUUUAUGAGCGUCGUUUUGACCAUAAUGCUUAGGAACGGCUCUAGCAUGAUAGAUUGCUCUAUUUGUAUCAUUUUUUCGAUAAUCCGAGAACGUUUUAAAUUAAUAAACGGGAUUAUCCGUCGGAUGGACAAUCGUGGGGCGAAGGCAAACAUCACGACGAGGAUAGUUUCCAGGGAAGUAACCGAUGAUGUUAAUUUUGAAAAAUUGAAAAUAUUGAGAGAAUGCUAUCACGAAUUGUGGGACAUCGCGAACCGGAUAGUCGAAGCUCACGGUCCACAUAUUUUCAUGGCAGCAUCGACUACGUUGAUGACGGUAACCGUCUCACUCUGGGAAACUUAUUUGAUGACGAAGUCUGAUAUGAAUACUGCAGUUCUUUUGAUAGCUAUUACAAAAGUUAGCUGGACCAUAUUUGUUCUCACAUGUUUAAUCGUUGUGACCGGGGCUUGCGAAUCUACAGUAUCCGAAGCAAAGGUUACUUCUAUUGUACUGCAGGAAUUGAUGAUGAAGGGAAACCAUAACUCCACGACGAUGGAUGAGGCGAGGAUCAAUAUUCCUAUGAAUUUUUCAACGAAAUUUCUAGAUCAGACUCAAAAAUUGAAAAAGCUCAUGAUUAGUCUCUUCGUUUAUUUGAAUAUAUUUGUAAUAUGUCUGCCCAACAGAUUCGAGAUUUCUUGAUGCAGCUUGAACUGGAAAUUCAUGAUUUCCCUGCAUGUCAGUUCUUUGAUGUCAACGGUAAAAUGGUGCAUAGUGUAAGUAAUCACACCCCUGUGUUUAUAAGGAAUUUGUUUCAUGUGUAUUUUAUUUUUCAGCUCUUAGGCGCAGUUGCUACUUACCUCGUAAUAUUGAUACAAAUGCACGAUGAUAAGUGAGAUAAUUCUUCGAAAC
Molecule: messenger RNA, 1371 nt
Organism: Athalia rosae (coleseed sawfly)
Lineage: Eukaryota; Metazoa; Arthropoda; Insecta; Hymenoptera; Athaliidae
Exons: 5
Coding region: 16-1161 (381 amino acids)
Biological process (GO): sensory perception of taste
Cellular component (GO): membrane
Source: RefSeq, a predicted model, not a curated record